Molecule: messenger RNA, 264 nt
Organism: Paramecium pentaurelia
Lineage: Eukaryota; Ciliophora; Oligohymenophorea; Peniculida; Parameciidae
Source: the annotation of a GenBank genome assembly
AUGUUUGCCAAUAUUUUGAAGUUCUCCUACCUUACUUAAUUGGAAUUAACAAAAAAUAAAAAGAAAUGUAUCCAGAUUCUAUUUAAUAUUUAAGUCUUUUUGGAUUAAAUUUAUAUCAAAUAAAGUCAAUCAAAUAAUAUUCCUGAAGAUAUUUUUGAAAAGUUUGUUUUAUAAUUAAUAGAAAUUUAUAAAUAUUACAAUCCAAAAUUAUUUGAUACAAUUUUUAGUGAUUUUUGUAUGCCUAAAAAGUUGAUAUAGAAAUGA